AUGUCUAGGUUCUGGGGUAAAGGUCAAUGGCUAAAAAUUGAGCCCCAACUACUAAGAAUUGAGGCACUGCUGGCCAUCACUGCUGCAAUCUUAGUCUUCCUUGGGGUCUUCGGCUCGUUCAGGCGAUGCUGCAGCAACCGUGCAUUUGCAUUGGUCGCAUUCACAGCCUAUAGUCUUUUUCCUGCCAUCAUCGCGUACACGCUUGGCCUUAUCCAAAGCGCUCCUUUCUGCAGUUUGCAUCUCCCCAUAUGGCUGGCUUAUCUGGUGAUAGUUCUCGGGAGUGCAGACUCCUACACUGCACACAGCAUUGAAGACAUUGAACAGUGGAAGUCAUUCAGCGUCGACUCUGCCGCUAAAUGUUUCAUGGCAAGCUGGAUAAUUGCUUCAUGCGUGGUCGGCCAUUCAAAGAAAAUAUUGUGCGCGGUGUUUCUUUUUGUCAUUCUAUUCAUGAAAAUUGAUGAAAGAGCACGAGCUUUGAUGUUUGCAAGCAAUUCUGUGAUGCAGAAGAACUCCAAGUUAGUAGUAGACUACAUGAGCACCCUCUACGAGAGGAGAGAUCGCAAAGAAGAUGACGCUACAAUAAAUCCCGCUAAAAUAGAUCCCACUACAAUGGUGGGCGGGUGCAAGUACUUGGUGAGAGUGCCAAAAGAGGCAAAGGUGCUAUCAUUGUUCUCCACACAGAUAUGCUGGCCAAAGCCAGCACAGUGGGAGGAUGGGAAAGCACCGCGGCAUCGACAAAAACUAUUGAUGACAGAUGAAGUUAUCACUGUCGAAAAGGUUUGGCAAUGCAAAGAAAGGCUUUUAGAUGUAAGCAGAGGAGACCCAGAUAACCGACUCAAGGAUCUUUGCCUGUCUUUUUCGCUCUUCAAGUUCAUCUGCCUGAGAUUCACUGGCUGUUCAUUGCCCCAAGGUGCUCACGACAAUUUACGUAGCCUGAUUAAAGAUAUUCUUUCCGAAAGGAAUGGUCAUGAGCGAGUUUUCAGACUCAUCGAAAUAGAACUUGCAUUUCUUUUCGAUUUAUUCUACACCAAAUACCCAGUGAAUCUCAGCCCAUGUCGGUUGGUGUGUAAAUUUACUCUGCUCGCCAUUUUGGUUGCUGCUGCUCUGUAUUCACUCUACUUGGCGAUUUUUUUCUAUGGAGAAUGGAAUUGGUCUGAGGAAGAGCGGUUUGCUGUUUUGGUAACCAUGUUGUUGAUGAUUUCAAUCCUUGUCGUUGAAUUUGCUCAGUUUGGCAUCAUGAUUUUCUCAGAAUGGGCAAAAGUGAUAUACAUAUGCAAGUAUGUGCAAAGCAAGUGGUUGCAAAGCAACAGAUGUGCUGUGAAGUUGAUCGAGAUAAUGUGCAGAGUUAGUUUACUGAAGCCUUGGGGAAGACAGCUCCAUCAAUACUCGCUCCUCCAAUCAUAUAGCUAUUCUCCAUGGAAGUGUACACAUAAUAAACUCACUGCUGCUUACUUCGACUUGAAAAGGAACGGUCAGAAAAAAAUUGCUCCCACCAAUUUGCCUGACGAAGUGACAGAGGCGAUCUCUUGGUCUCUAAGGAACAAGAAGGAGAAAGAGUCUUUAAGGCUCAAUGGCUUGUCUAAAGAAGAGCUCUUAUCGGCAUGUCAUCUUGAGACAACCACUCAUGUUAUAUUGGUCUGGCACAUAGCAACCACAUUCUGUGAGCAUGAAGCACCUCCAACAGAUUCUCAACUUUCACAAGAACAGAGAAACAUAGCAACUAAACAGAGAAUCAUAGCAACUAAGUUAUCGCGAUAUCUUGCUUAUUUGGUCGCUUUUGCCCCAAGGUUGCUCCCUGAUCAAGCUUGCAGGACCGAAUACAUAUUUGAUUGUGCUGUCAGCGAAGCCAGGAAAAUUUUCCCGGGAUCCUCGGUUUCAAUGGACGACAGGAUUCAAGAGCUAAAGAACAUUGACAGCGUGUGGAAUGAAACCAUCAUUGGUCGAGGCGCACAGCUAGGAACACAACUUGUUCGAGAAAACGUGGAUGUUUGGAAGGUCUUGGCUGACUUCUGGGUUGAAAUGAUGUUGUAUGUAGCUCCUUCGGAUGAUGUAGCGGCUCAUGCUAAGUACCUCACUACGGGGGGCGAGUUUGUGACUCAUGUAUGGGUUUUGGUCUCUCACAUGGGUAUCAUAAGAGAUCCAUGCAAUGGUGAGCAACAUAAUGAUCUAGAGGGGAACUGA
Messenger RNA from Eucalyptus grandis, 2181 nucleotides. RefSeq lists its product as uncharacterized. Bases 1 to 2181 code for a protein of 726 amino acids. NCBI's taxonomy places the organism in Eukaryota, Viridiplantae, Streptophyta, Magnoliopsida, Myrtales, Myrtaceae. The record is from RefSeq and is a predicted model, not a curated record. The transcript has a single exon.